GACGAACACUUGCUCGUCUCAGUUGCGGGAAAUCCAUCAGAGCGAUCGCACAUAACUUGUGGGGCAGAAGUUAUCUAUUCUCUUGCUUUUCGAAAAGGAUUUUUUCCACUUAAAAACGUUCUCUUUUCUCUUUCUUUUGCCUUUUCAAAUAUUUUUUUUUUCCAUUUUCGUGGGUCUCAAGACGCAUGUACAAUGGCGUCUUUAUUACCAGGAUUUGUCAUGAUGUGGUCGAUAGCCGUUAAUAACACAGAGCUAUGUAAUGAAACCAAUGGGCGUGAUGAAAACGAGACAUGGAUCGCGCCGGGCGAGAGCGUGGUCUUCUCCUCCCCGAACUUCCCUUCGAGUUACGGAAGCGACGCCAAGGACUGGGUUUUCUGCGCAGCCGACGCCGAUGGAAGGCUGGAGAUUGACUGCGGCGAGUUUGAAGUUGGCUGGAAGUUCUUUUUCUGUUUCAACGACCUUUUCUUAAUAUCAGCUGAUAGCUCUCUUAAGUUCAUGUAUUGUGGAGAAGAUGGGCCUCAGUCUGUCAUUACAACUGAACGUGGAACAGCAAUCUGUCUCAUCCCUUCGGGCACAAUCGACUCCAAGGGAUUCAACUGCACCGUCACCGCUUUCCCGCCCAGCCUGGACGAGGAGACGACGACGCCAACCAAUUAAUGCGAAGAAAUCUCCUACGUAGCUGUCUGCAUCAAAGUGUGUGCGUACAACUGCACAGGCAGAAACUUGCAGUCCUUGUUUGGGGUUUCUCUGGAGUCAGGAAAGAAUAACACUAUUCUGUGGUAAAAAUGAUGUGGAAGAACAAUUAUAUCAACCAACAACAGCGACAAAGAUUAUAUCAACAGAAAUAUGAAAUGCGUUCAGAUGAAUUCAAUAAAUGAGGCAAAACAAGGCCUUUCAACAUAAAAUGUUUCUCUGUUUAUAUAGUUAACUAUUUCUAGCUUCUUGUUGAAAAGAAAAGCUAUAGGUAUAUUGAAUUGUUAUUUAAUGUGUUUAACUAUGUUUCCUUAAACAUCCCAAAUAAAACAGUCAAUGAUCAUAAAA
Molecule: messenger RNA, 1041 nt
Organism: Penaeus monodon (black tiger shrimp)
Lineage: Eukaryota; Metazoa; Arthropoda; Malacostraca; Decapoda; Penaeidae
Exons: 6
Coding region: 193-657 (154 amino acids)
Source: RefSeq, a predicted model, not a curated record